CAGGCGCAGAGGCCGCGGGCCGGGCCGGGGGCCUCAGGAAAGAAACAAAACACUAUUUGUUGUGUGAAGAAUGGCCUGGAAAAGAGAAAGAAGUGGGGGUCCAUGCAGGAAACGGUUGCAAAAGCCCAGAUUUUAUUUAUUUAUUUGAAAGAGCGAGUGAUAAAGCACAAGUGGAGGAAGGAGAGGGAGAGGGAGAAGCAGACUUCCUGCUGAGCAGAGAGCCCAACAUGGGACUCAACCCCAGGACCCUGGGACUAUGACCUGAGCCAAAGAAUGUUUUCAAACCACUGCCCAGGGCCGACCAGGAUGCUGAGUGACCCAGGUGUCUGGGUGGAGACCUGAGCUGGGAGAAGGAAGAUGCUCCUGGAAGGAGCUUGCAGCUGAUAGCAGCAUGGACAAGAAAACCCAGGAUGGCAGCAGAGGCCCCCGCCACAGAGCACUGCCCCCAGCUGUGGGGCUGCUGCUGUCCAUGGCACUCAUGAACGCACUCCUCUAUCUCUGCCUUGACUGGUUCUUUGUCGCCCCUCCGCGCUCUUCUCCAGUCUCCACCCAUUGUCCCCACGGACACUUCAGAAUGGCACAGAUGAAAAACUGUUCACCGUGGCUGUCUUGUGAAGAGCUUAGGACCGAAGUGAGGCCACUGAAGCGCAUCGGGGAAGGAGCUGUGAAGAGAGUCUUUCUCUCUGAGUGGAAGGAGCGCAAAGUUGCGCUCUCACGGCUCACCAGCCUGGAGAUGAAAGAUGAUUUCCUCCAUGGGCUGCGGAUGCUGAAGAGUCUACAGAGUAAACACGUUGUCACCCUGCUUGGCUACUGUGAGGAUGACAGCACCAUCCUCACUGAAUAUCACCCCUUAGGCUCCUUGAGCAAUCUGGAAGAAACGCUGAACCUUUCCAAGUACCAGAACGUGAACACGUGGCAGCACAGGCUGCAGCUGGCUGUAGAUUAUGUCAGCAUCAUCGACUACUUGCACCACAGCCCCCUGGGCACACUGGUCAUGUGCGACUCCAGCGACCUGUCCAAGACGCUGUCCCAGUAUCUGCUGACGAGUAACUUCAGCCUUGUGGUGAACGACCUGGACGCCUUGCCCCUGGUGAACCGCAGCUCCGGGGCGCUUGUCAAGUGUGGCCACAGGGAACUGCAUGGGGACUUCGUGGCUCCAGAGCAGCUGUGGCCAUACGGAGAAGACACACCUUUUGACGACAAUCUCAUGCCCCCCUAUGAUGAGAAGAUUGACAUCUGGAAGAUUCCAGACGUCUCUAGUUUCCUUCUGGGGCACGUUGAAGGGAGUGAUAUGGUCCGAUUUCAUUUGUUUGAUAUUCAUAAAGCAUGUAAGAGCCAGACUCCUGCAGAAAGACCCACUGCUCAGGAUAUUUUAGACACUUACAAGAAGGUUUUGAAUUUACUCAGAGAUUCUGUGAUGUCUCAGACAAGAGAAAUGCUCUGAAAGCCAGUCCUAGCAGUGAAGGAUGGCUUUUAAGGAACAGAUAGAAUAGUUCCAGCAAUUCUUGCCCUGACAGUGAGGGUUUUGCUGUUCAGCCCUGUGGUUCUUCCUCUCUACAUCUACACGCACAUGUGAGCGUUGUUUAUCACCAGGGGACUUGGGCAGCAAUUGCUGAGGCAAACUGGGUUUGGUUUGAGUCUGGCCUCACUCUCAAUGGGGAUCACGCCCAGCCAAAGAUGGGCAAAGCAGUGAAUCUAGCCAGAUCCGAAGGAAGUAACAAAACUAGCCACAAAGAGGCUUCACCUACCCUAAUUACUGAAUUUGUAAGCUUUAUAAGAACUGGGUAUGGAAAAGAUUUCUAAAUGACAGGAUAUGAAAGAAACAUGCAGUAGUUUGCCAAAGAAUUUUUCUUCCUCAUUUUUUUAGAUGGUAAUCGACAUUACCAGGGUCAUAGGAGUAUUUGUGAUCUGUUUCACAUGGUAUUGAUGAAGCCAUCUUUAGCAUUUUAAAUGAUCGUUUAAAUGUUUAUUUUAAUGAAUGUGAAGCUCUUGUGCCAUCCUCUUUCCAGAAAUCUGAAGAACUACGAUAGUGUGCCCUCUGAAGUUUUAAAUGGAUGAGGAAUAUUUAGAAAAGCAAGUAUGAGGGAAAUUACAUCGAUGUUAACUGCCUUGGACGAUGCUUAUGAAAUUCCUGCUGACCUUUCAGCUAGGUUUUCUGUGUCCAAAAUCAACAAUUUCUUUUAAAAGAUUUUAUUUAUUUAUUCAUAGAGACACAGAGAGAGAAUGAGAGGCAGAGUCACAGGCAGAGGGAGAAGCAGGCUCCACACAGAGAGCCCGACGUGGGACUCGAUCCAGGGUCUCCAGGAUCAUGCUCCAGGCUGCAGGUGGUGCUAAACUGCUGCGCCACUGGGGCUGCCCCAAAAUCAACAAUUUUUUAAAAAGAUUUUAUUUAUUUAUUCAUGAGAAGCACAGAGAGAGGGAGAGAGGCAGAGACACAGGCAGAGGAAGAAGCAGGUUCCAUGCAGGGAGCCUGAUGUGGGACUCGAUCCCGGGUCUCCAGAGUCACGCCCUGGGCUGAAGGCGGUGCUAAACUGAUGGGCCACCAGGGCUGCCCCAAAAUCAACUACUAUGAAAAAUUUACAUCAACAAUAUCACCCAUUACUGAAAAGUGGCAAACCCUUCCACUUGAGUUGCAUGAUGGGAUCCUUUAGAAAGUUCUUUCUUGGUGGCUAUGAUCCUCAUGUGCAGAGGAUGGUGGAUUUGGUGUGUAUUAAUCACCACUAAUAAAGUGGUUAAAGCUGACAUUGAGGGUUAAACAUGCCCUGUAGCAGCUGCUGCCUCCCUUGAACUUGAGCAAGUGUCAGAAUCACAAGGCGCUGGGUGCGCCCGCCCCCCCCCCCCCCCCCAGACUCCAACUGGGUCUGAGGUAGAGUCUGAGACUUUGCAUUUAACUGGUGCUGCUGGUCUUGGGACUCUAUUUUGAGAGCCACUGUCCUAACCAGUUAGGGAGGGUACCACAAACAGUAGAAUAGGGCAGUUUAAUUAGUAUUGUUAACAUUCUAGUCUACCUCUUGGGCUGAUGGAGUCAUAUGGUGGAUCUGAGAAUAUGCUUGCCUGGAGUAUUUUAACUGUCCCUUUUUGUUACAAAAACUCUGCCACAGCCAGUCAGGAUGGCUGUAAUCAAGAUGAUGGGUGAUAACAAGUGUUGUUGAGAAUGUGAAGAAUUGGAACACUCUACAUUGCUGGUAGAAAUGUCAUGGUGCAGCUACUUUGAAAAACAAUCCAGUAGUCCCUCAGAAUUUAAAAAGAGUUGCCAUGACCCAGCAAUUCCAUUCCAGGUAUUUACCCAAGACAAUUGAAACAUGUCUACAAAAAAUCUUGUACACAAACAUUUGUAGCAAUAUUCAUAAUAGACAAAAGAUGGAAAUAACCCAGAUGUUCAUCAGCUGGUGAAUGGAUAAAGAAAAUAUGGUAUCCAUACAAUAAGAUUCAGCUGUAAAAAGGAAUGAAGUACUGACAUACUCCAACAUGGAUGAACCUUGGAAACAUUCUAACUGAAAGAAGACAGUCACAAAAGACCACAUUUUGUAUGCUUCCAUUUAUAUGAAAUGUCCAGAACAGACAAAUACAUACAAAUAGAAAGUAGAUUAUUGGUUGCCAGGGGCUGGCAGGGGGGCCAGGCGUGAUGAAUGGGGGGUACUUACUAUUGAGUACAGUUUCUUUUUGGGGUGAUGAAAAUAUUUGGAAAUAAUUUAGUCUUGGUUGUAAAACUCUGUAUUAAGUAACUAAAUUGUAUAAAAGGACAAAUUUUAUGGUAUGUGAAUUACACCUCAAUAAAGCUGAGGGAAAAAACCCA
This is a messenger RNA of Nyctereutes procyonoides (raccoon dog), 3796 nucleotides long. RefSeq names its product protein O-mannose kinase (gene POMK). The transcript has 6 exons. Gene Ontology annotation, molecular function: carbohydrate kinase activity; protein kinase activity; ATP binding. The record is from RefSeq and is a predicted model, not a curated record. NCBI's taxonomy places the organism in Eukaryota, Metazoa, Chordata, Mammalia, Carnivora, Canidae. Bases 392 to 1444 code for a protein of 350 amino acids. Gene Ontology annotation, biological process: carbohydrate phosphorylation; protein O-linked glycosylation; protein phosphorylation. Gene Ontology annotation, cellular component: endoplasmic reticulum membrane.